Molecule: messenger RNA, 2622 nt
Organism: Mycotypha africana
Lineage: Eukaryota; Fungi; Mucoromycota; Mucoromycetes; Mucorales; Mycotyphaceae
Product: glycosyl transferase
Exons: 2
Coding region: 1-2622 (873 amino acids)
Biological process (GO): glycogen catabolic process
Cellular component (GO): cytoplasm
Molecular function (GO): glycogen phosphorylase activity; pyridoxal phosphate binding
Source: RefSeq, a predicted model, not a curated record
AUGCCCAAGUUGACCCGUCGUUUAACAAACGUGGUCAUUCAUGUCGAUGAAAAUGACAACAUUGAACCUGUUACACCUACCAGCAUCCCUUCUCGUUCCAGUCAACGUACAGAAUUGGAUGAAAAGGCAAAAGCUACAUGGAACAAGCAUAUGGUACCUGAAAAGAAUGAUGUUGAGUCUAUUGAGGGGGAUAUCGUUCACCAUACUAUCACCACCCUUUGCCGUGGUGCUUAUAACGUUGAUAAAUUAGCCAUGUAUCAGGCUACUGCUCACUCUGUUAGAGAUCGUCUUUUAGAAGAUUGGAAUCGUACUCAAGAAGCUUUGCACAAGGAAAAUCCCAAGCGCUGCUACUAUCUUUCCAUGGAAUUCUUGAUUGGUCGUGCUCUUGAUAACGCAUUGAAUUGUCUUCAUGUCAAGGAUAAUUAUAAGGAAAGUGUUCACAACCUCGGUUUUAACCUCGAAGAUCUCAUCCGUGAGGAAAAGGAUGCUGCUCUAGGUAACGGUGGUCUUGGUCGUCUUGCUGCUUGCUACAUGGAUUCUGCUGCUACUCAAGAUUUUCCUACUUGGGGUUACGGUCUUCGUUACCAAUAUGGUAUGUUCAAGCAAAUCAUCAAGGAUGGCUUCCAAAAUGAAAUCCCUGAUUACUGGCUUAACUUUGAAAAUCCUUGGGAAUUCCCUAGAAGCGAUAUCAAGUAUGACGUCCGCUUCUAUGGUUAUGUUGCAACAAAGAUGAACGAAAAGGGUGAAAGCCGUAUGUCUUGGGAAGGAGGAGAUAAGGUCCAAGCAAUGGCUUACGAUAUUCCUAUCCCUGGCUUCAACACCAAGGGCUGUGGCAAUAUUCGUCUCUGGGAUUCCAAGCCUAAGAACACCUUUGAUUUUGAAUCCUUUAACUCCGGUGACUACGACAAAUCCGUGGCUGAACAAAAUAAUGCUCAAAACUUGACCUCUGUCUUAUACCCUAAUGAUAACUUCUUAGCCGGUAAGGAACUUAGACUGAAGCAAGAAUACUUCUUUGUCAGCGCAUCUCUUCAAGAUAUUAUACAUCGCUUUAAGCGCGCCAAGUGCCCUUGGAAAGAUUUCCCUGAAAAGGUCGCUGUACAAAUGAACGAUACCCACCCUACUUUGGCUGUUCCCGAAUUACAACGUAUUUUGGUCGAUGUUGAAGGUUUGGAUUGGGAUGACGCUUGGGAUAUUGUUACUCGUACUUUUGCUUUCACCAAUCAUACCAUUUUGCCUGAAGCUCUUGAAAGAUGGUCCGUUCCCAUGAUGGAAAAGAUCCUUCCUCGUCACAUGCAAAUCAUCUAUGAUAUCAAUCUUUUCUUCUUGCAAAAGGUCGAAAGAGAAUUUUCUACUGAUCGUGAAAUGUUGAAGCGUCUGUCUAUCAUUGAAGAAAGUCAGCCUCAACAGGUCCGUAUGGCUUAUUUGGCUGUUAUUGGUUCUCAUACUGUCAAUGGUGUUGCUGCCCUCCACUCUGAUUUGAUUCGCAAGCAUCUCUUCAACGAUUUCGUAAAGUACUAUGGCCCCGAAAAGUUUAUCAAUAUUACCAAUGGUAUUACUCCUCGUCGCUGGCUGUAUCAAUCCAAUCCAGGUCUUCGCGAUUUAAUCACAAAGACUCUCGGCUCCGAAGAAUGGGCAACCAAACUCGAUCUCUUGAAGGGCUUGAGAUGUCAUGCCGACGACUCUGAAUUCCAAAAGGCCUGGGCUGAUGUCAAAUUGCAAAACAAGAAGCGUUUGGCUAAGUGGAUUAAGGAUCACAUGGAUAUCACAGUCAACCCUGAUGCUCUCUUCGAUAUUCAAGUCAAGCGUAUCCAUGAAUACAAGCGCCAAUUCAUGAACAUUUUGAGCGUCAUCUAUCGUUACAAGAGUCUCAAAAAGAUGGCUCCUGAAGAUCUCGCUCAGCAAAUUCCUCGUGUUGUUGUCAUUGGAGGCAAGGCUGCUCCUGGUUAUUACAUUGCCAAAUUGGUUAUUAAGUUGGUUAACAGUGUAGCCGAUGUCGUUAACAAUGAUAAGGAUCUUAAAGAUAUGCUCAAGGUUGUCUUUAUUCCGGAUUACAAUGUCUCUCUUGCCGAAGUAAUUAUUCCUGCUUCUGAUAUCUCUCAACACAUUUCAACUGCUGGUACAGAAGCUUCCGGUACCUCCAACAUGAAGUUCGUUCUUAACGGUGGUUUAAUUUUGGGUACAGUUGAUGGUGCUAACAUUGAAAUUAAAGAACAUAUCGGUGAAGAGAAUAUCUUUAUGUUUGGUGUUCUUGCCGAUGAAGUUGAAGAUAUCCGCCAUAACCAAAAAUACCACGGACUUCUGAUCGAUCCCAGCCUCCAAGUUGUCAUUGAUAGCAUUCAAUCCGGUGAAUUCGGUGAUCCUUCCAUUUUCAACCCUCUCAUCAAUACCCUCACUUAUGGUGGUGACUAUUAUCUCAUUUCUGCAGACUUCAAGUCUUAUCUUCAAGCACAUACUAAGGUCGAAGAUAAUUAUAGAGAUCAAGCUGGAUGGAUUAAGAAAUCUAUUAUGUGUACUGCUGGUAUGGGCUUCUUCUCUUCCGACAGAGCUAUUCAAGAAUAUGCUGAAAAGAUUUGGAACUUGAAGCGCUUCAAUCUUGACAAGCCUAAUGAUGGUACCGCUUAA